Messenger RNA from Phasianus colchicus (ring-necked pheasant), 2132 nucleotides. Its product is annotated as gap junction gamma-1 protein-like. The record is from RefSeq and is a predicted model, not a curated record. Gene Ontology annotation, cellular component: connexin complex. Gene Ontology annotation, molecular function: gap junction channel activity. Lineage: Eukaryota; Metazoa; Chordata; Aves; Galliformes; Phasianidae. Gene Ontology annotation, biological process: cell-cell signaling.
GCGGGAGGCGGCGGCGUAACGCCCCGCCGCUUUGUCCGCCGCGCCGCCGGCGGGAGCCGCUCGUCCCGGCGUGGGGGCUGAGCCGACUGCCUGGCCAGGAUGAGCUGGAGCUUCCUGACGCGGCUCCUGGAGGAGAUCAACAACCACUCAACCUUCGUGGGCAAGAUCUGGCUCAGCGUCCUCAUCAUCUUCAGGAUUGUGCUGACGGCCGUGGGGGGUGAGUCCAUCUACUACGAUGAGCAGAGCAAGUUUGUCUGCAACACGCAGCAGCCAGGCUGCGAGAACGUCUGCUACAAUGCCUUCGCCCCACUCUCCCACGUCCGCUUCUGGAUCUUCCACAUCAUCAUGGUGGCCACCCCCUCGGUGCUCUACCUGGGCUUUGCCAUGCACCGCAUUGCCCGUAUGCCCGAGUCCUCACGGCGCCGGGCGCCGGCAACUCAGCGCAGCCGCAUGCCAGUGGUGCGGCGCGGAGCCGGGCGGGACUAUGAGGAGGCGGAGGACGAUAAUGAAGAGGACCCCAUGAUCUUCGAGGAGAUUGAGGUGGAGAAGGAGAAGGGCACCGAGGGCGGCGAGAAGCACGACGGUCGGCGCCGCAUCAAGCAGGAUGGGCUGAUGCGUGCCUAUGUGCUGCAGCUGCUGUGCCGCAUGCUGCUGGAGUCAGCCUUCCUCUUCGGGCAGUACCUGCUGUUCCGCUUUAAGGUCAGCCCCUCCUACGUGUGCAGCCACAGCCCCUGCCCGCACAUGGUCGACUGCUUCGUCUCGCGCCCCACGGAGAAGACCAUCUUCCUGCUCAUCAUGUACGCCGUCAGCGGGCUCUGCCUCUUCCUCAACAUCUGCGAGCUCCUGCACCUGGGCGUGGGGCGCAUCCGCGAUGCGCUGAGCCAGCCCAACAGCCCACCUGCCAGCAGCCCCGCACCGCACUACGCCAAGAAGCCUCCUAGUGCACCGCCCACCUACCACUCUCUGAAGAAGGAGCCGCUGAAAGCCCCGCUGCCUGAUGGCAAGCUAGACUACCGGGAGAACCUGGCCAACUCGGCCGCCGAGCGCUUCGCCCUGGCUGGCGCUCCCCGUGAGCACGAGCUGGAGCGGCUGCGUGAGCACCUGCGCUUGGCUCAGGAGCACCUGGAGAUGGCCUUCCACCUGCAGCCGCCCCCCCGGCCUCCCAGCCCCUCACGCAGCAGCAGCCCCGAGGCCAACGGCAUGGCUGCCGAGCAGAACCGCCUCAACCUGGCACACGAGAAGGGUGGCGGCUGCGAGCGCAGCACAGGGCUGUGAGUGAUGAGGACGGACGGUGCAGGACAGUGGUGUGACACAGCGUGGGACGGUGACAUGUAUCUGCCCAGUGGGGCUACUCGGGGCGUCUCCAUCCCGGUGGGCAGCAAUGGGGACAGGGGCUUGGGGAACCUUCCUUCACUGUUCUUAAUUUUUUUUUUUAAAAAAAGGAAUAUCUUAUUUUUGUACAUUUUUAUAAACUCAGCAGCGUGCACCCUGGCAUUUUUAUACACCCCUCCCGAUUCCCACUCUGAGCCCACACCUUCCCUCCCUGUCUCCUGUUGUAUCCUCACGUCCCUCCCCACGCCCUGUGCCUGCAGCACCUCUGACUCGUGCCUCCCCUCCACUCUGUGCACGUGUGGGUUAUGACAGCAGUAAGGAUGCUCACUCACACUGCACCCAGGUCUGGCUGGUGAGGCUGCAACACAGGUUGGCACUGAGCCUGAAGUAGAGGUGACAGCAGGGAUCCGUGAGAGACGUAUCCCGCUGGCACCACUGCUGGGGUGUGCCCAUAUAGCGAGCACACGUAGGUUGCACAGGGCCCCUUUCAGCUCCCCUCUCCAGGCUGCUCUUUUUAGGGAGCACAGGGGUCUGUGUUUGUCCUUCCCAUCUCCUCCACUUCCCUGGAAGCAGCUCUGCUUGGGCUUUGGACCAAAGCCGAUCCUCUCCAGCCUGGUGUGGGGCUGGGAGCCCUGCGUGGGUCUGUGCAGUGCCCAGAGCGGGUCGGUGGGGAGGCACUUGGGCAUUCUGAUCAUCUCAUGGGUCACGCGGUGAAUUUUGUAGCAUUGUUUCGUACUUGGAUAAUCGUGACUUUUUUUUUCCUUUUUUAAUUUUUUUUUUUAUAUCUAUAUUCAGUAAAG